AUGGAGAAAUAUGUGAAGCCGGCCUUGUCCACCGAAGAGGAGAUAGGCGGGGACUGGGCACCCUCUGGAGCCGCCAAAGAGCCGGUCCCGUGUCCAGCCGGCAGCCUGGACCUGCACCCAGGCGGGCUCCGCGGAAGGGGCGGGCUCCAGGGCGGCCACCCGCCCGCCCGGCCCUCAGAGGCCGCUUCCCCCAGGGUGCGCGCCCCUCCGCUGCCUGUGCCCUUGGAGCCUUCUCUGCCGUCUCAGCUUCGAUCACCUCUCAGCAGAAUCCGUUCUCUGUCUGGAAAACCUCGCUCGGGUCCGCGAGCUGUCCAAGGACCGAGCUGCGGCGUGGUACCCCGUGCACCCCUAGUCCUGGAGAGCGCAUCCUCUCAACUUCUGUUCUGGAAGCCAGACCGCUGGGGCACUUCGGGGGCCUUUCCCUCCGGUGUGGUUACUGAGCUGGCGGUUUGGUUAGGAAGAAAAGAAAAGAAGCGAUGCCUCGGAGCGGCUGCGCCAAGGUGUCAGCAGUCCAACCCAAGUGCCAGGCACCAAUGUCUUUCUCUGGUUGAGGUCGUUGCGAGCUCCCGGUGCAGGCAGCUAGGCGUCCGGCAGCAGCGCUCAUCUCCCUUCUCUCGGGCAGAAGCUCCCAGUCUGGAAGUCUGCAGCCUGCGCGCCCCUCGAAGAUCCAAGCCCCGCGCAACCGGCCCACCUGCGUCGGUACCACCCAAAGCAACCAGAUGCAUUUUCAGAAGCCAGGACUCUGGGGAUGUGAUAUCUACACCACCUAAUAACUGUACCUGGUAGGGAUAUUGAAUAAGUCUGAGAGUGCUGUUAAGUUUUUCCGGACAGAAUCAUCUUUGCGGAUGCAAUUGCAGAACAGGAAACAGACUCAGGGAAAAUUUUAGCCCCCCCAAAUCUCAUUGGCUAUUUGCACAAGCUAAGCCACAACAAUCGCUCCUGCCACACAACGGAUCCCUUUCAGUACUCGCAGCCGUGGACAGCUCCCUCACCUCGCGGUCUGUUCCUCCGCAGUGAGC
This is a messenger RNA of Ailuropoda melanoleuca (giant panda), 1019 nucleotides long. RefSeq lists its product as uncharacterized. The coding region runs from base 1 to 786 and encodes 261 amino acids. The transcript has 5 exons. The record is from RefSeq and is a predicted model, not a curated record. NCBI's taxonomy places the organism in Eukaryota, Metazoa, Chordata, Mammalia, Carnivora, Ursidae.